This is a messenger RNA of Danio aesculapii, 1795 nucleotides long. It is a transcript of the gene desi1a, whose product is annotated as desumoylating isopeptidase 1a. Gene Ontology annotation, molecular function: peptidase activity. The coding region runs from base 277 to 786 and encodes 169 amino acids. Lineage: Eukaryota; Metazoa; Chordata; Actinopteri; Cypriniformes; Danionidae. The transcript is spliced from 6 exons. The record is from RefSeq and is a predicted model, not a curated record. Gene Ontology annotation, biological process: protein modification by small protein removal.
GCUUCUUCUUCAUAGGCGGCUUGGAAGGAAAGCUAGCCUAUUCAUCUUCCCAUCCUUUUAAAGUAGCUUUAGCGUCUUUUUUAUUCUUAAACCCUCCGAAUGCCGUAGAUUGUCCGAACGUCUCACACAGAUACAACAUUUCAGACAUUUUAAAACUUAGAUUCAUAGAGCGUCGUGAUUAUUUGAGGAUCUUGAGGCCGCGGGAGCUGUAGAUAACGUUACCGCAGACAAGGCUAACGUUAGUCAGCCGCAUUCAGACACCAGCAUCACUUUAACAUGGACCAACACGACUCGACGUUUGGAGUUCAGCUCUUCAUUUAUGACCUGUCGAGAGGAAUGGCACGACAGCUCAGCCCGAUAAUGCUGGGAAAGCAGCUUGAUGGGAUUUGGCACACGUCUAUAGUAGUCUAUGGUGAGGAAUUCUUCUAUGGUGGUGCUGGGAUCUCUAGUUGCCCACCGGGCGGGACGAUGCUUGGACCUCCAGACACAGUGGUGGAGCUAGGAAAUACAGAAGUGACGGAAGAGAUCUUUAUGGAUUAUCUAUCCUCACUUGGAGAGACAACAUACAGUGGUGACAAGUAUAGAUUGUUUGAACACAACUGUAACACGUUCACUAAUGAGGUGGCCCAGUUUCUCACUGGCAAUAAAAUACCCUCCUAUAUCACCGAUCUGCCCUCUGAAGUGCUCUCCACGCCAUUUGGUCAGGUGUUGCGGCCAAUCCUGGACUCGAUACAUAUUGCUCCUCCAGGCGGAAAUGUGAUCAGCAGCCAAAAUAAUCACAGUUAGAUCAGUUUUGUAAUCUCACACUCGCAAACACAUGCAAUAAUUCACACAUAGGCUGUUUACACACACACACACACACACACACACACAUGCCCUGUUGUAAAUUAGGUUGGCUCAAAAAACCUAAUGAACAACAUCCAUUUUGAUUCCAAAUUCACAGUUUCUCAAAUAUUUUGAGGCCGUGUUUCAGGUCAUCUUUCCAGAUCAUGUAUGGGUUCAUAUUUUUUUCAGUGUUGAGUUCUUGGUUUCUAUGGUUUUCAUUUCAUCGUCUAUCUUUAUUUUGUAUAUCUUCAGCCCACCACAUGCAAAGGUCAGUUGUUGUUUGUUGAUGACAAUCCAACUUUUGUUUUCCUCUGUUGCUAGUUUUGAUUUAAUCAUUUCAUGUUGUUUCUUCCACCAAUAUUUAUGUGGCAAGCCAAAAUAAUAUUAAGAUUAUCUUCAUAUUUAUUUAUGAGCAUAAUAAUUUUUGUGUAAGUUUGUGGAAAACUAGCACAUGUAAUAUAGUUUGUGUAAUUUAGUUCCUGCAGCUCUAAAGAUCUCAUGACCUGCUCAGAUUCACAGAGAAAUACAGUAUGUAUCGGUGCCUUUGCCAUGGCAGCUUGGGCACAAGUGACAUUUUUAUCUAUGUAGUACUAAAGUCAAAUUAUUUAUACAUCUUAUGCUUAAGAUAGAUGUUGUGUCCUCCAUAUAUUUACCCAGCUAAAUGCUUUUCUCUAUGCUGAUUUGCAUUCAUGAAAGUGAAGUUUACUGUUACCAGUGUUAUAUGGUUGAAUGUGUCUUUGUUAUGUGGUAUUUAUUAACAUAUUACUUUAUUUAUUCUGCACAAAUGAUCAUUUAAGAAAUGUUCAGAAAUGUUUGAUGAAAGACUAAAUUAUUUUGUGUUUGUGAUAUUUUUCUCAUUAUCAAAAUGUGGAUGCAAACCUUAAACUGCAUUGACUGUUUUAAGCUUUAUCCUCAUGUUUUAAUGGAAGUCACCUCAUUAAAGAACCAGCACUGCGUCUACGUAAAGAAA